GAAGUGGCUGUCGGAGGCUUCAGUCUUGGCUUCAACAUACAUAUGCAGUAUAGAUAUCACCUUUAUAGGUAUUGCACUAUACCUUAUUGCAUUCUUGCUUAUUAUUUUUAAUGUGAAGGGUUCUAAUAAGUAUUUAUGUCAGAUAAGGUGAAUCAAUUGAGAAAACACAGGAAAUUAUACAAUUUUGCAGUUAUCGUGCUCAGGCAACACAUAACCUGGGCGGGAGUGACAUACAAACAUAAACAGUGUUGUACUCAGCGGCACAUGUCCUCUGCAUGUCCUACUUAAUUUCAUUGUGUUUUGUAACCCCUCUAUCAAAAGACAGUGUCUGUCACCUGUACUAGAGUAGGAGCUAAGUAAGUGUUUAGGCGUGAAUGACAGUGCAGUGAAAUAGCAUCGUGGCUUUGGCCCAGUGUGCUGUCUGCUGCGUUGAGCACCGGUGUGUCCAGGCACCCAGGCCACAAGUGCCUCCAGCUCCCACCAUCAACCAACACCCUGCCAACCCUCGCCCAGCACUGAUAGGCAUGCUCAGUGUCCCCUGCCUGUCACCAGUGUUGUGGGCGUGUGGCGUCUCUGAGGUCUAGUACAUGAGAUGUGUGGGAAAUCAAGACUUCUGUGUGUCAUAAAAGAUGUUUUUAUUACCAAGACUACUCACAAGAAUACACAACAAGGUCUUGAGGAGUGUGAGGGGCAAGGUGAGCCCAGUGGCAUGUUGGGUGCACGUGACAGCCAACCGCUUCUGCCAGUCCCAUGGACCAAAAGAUUCCACGUCAGAUGUUCCUGAUUUGUCAACAUUUCCUCUGGAGCGCAUCAGGAACUUCUCUAUCAUAGCUCACGUUGACCAUGGCAAAAGCACCCUUGCUGACAGAAUACUAGAAAUUACAGGUGCCAUCAAAGCAGACACUAAGAAUAAGCAAGUCCUUGAUAAAUUACAGGUAGAGAGAGAAAGAGGGAUAACAGUCAAAGCUCAGACAGCAUCUGUUACCUACAAAUAUGGUGGGAAGGAAUACCUGCUGAACCUUAUUGACACUCCUGGUCAUGUUGAUUUUACUUAUGAAGUGUCAAGGUCACUGUCUGCUUGUCAAGGGGUCAUACUGCUUGUUGAUGCCAAUGGGGGUGUCCAGGCACAGACUGUGGCCAAUUUUUAUCUGGCUUUCACUAAUGAGCUGGCCAUCAUUCCUGUGCUGAACAAGAUUGACCUGAAGAAUGCUGACCCUGAGGCUGUCAAGGAGCAGCUGUUCAACCUUUUUGAAAUCAGUCCUGAUGAUGUGCUGCAGAUAUCAGCAAAGUUGGGUAUGGGCAUUACCAAUGUCCUGGAGGCCGUCAUUGAGGGUGUGCCGUCCCCAGCAGAGAAGUGCAGGGUGGAUGCUCCUCUCAGGCUCUUCCUUUUUGAUUCAUGGUUUGAUAAAUACAAGGGUGUUGUGUGUUUGGUGCUGGUGGUGGAUGGCUGCCUCAAGAAGGGUGCUCAGAUUGUGUCCUCACACACAGGAAAGCUGUAUGAGGUGAAGGACGUUGGGAUUUUGGCACCUCAUGAAUUUCCCACAGAUUACCUGUACACAGGACAAGUUGGUUAUUUCACAGCCAAUAUCAGGAAUACCAAAGAGGCUCUGGUGGGGGAUACAUUUUACUUAAAAGGAGAAGAAUGUGAAUCACUUCCGGGCUUCAAGGAGACAAAACCUUUGGUGUUUGCCGGUGUCUACCCAAUGGACCAAAGUGAACAUGGACAGCUCAAGGCUGCCAUAGAACGCCUUUGUUUGAAUGACCGGAGUGUCUCUGUCAAGCUUGAAACAAGUUCAGCAUUGGGUCAAGGGUGGAGGCUUGGUUUCCUUGGCCUCCUUCACAUGGAUGUUUUCAACCAGCGGCUGGAGCAAGAGCAUGGAGCUCAAGUGAUUGUGACAACACCCUCUGUCCCAUACAAGGUUCGAGUUCAAGGUGCCAAGAGUAUCCAACACUACAUGGGGGAGGAGGUCAUAAUAAACAACCCAGUGCUGUGGCCAGAGCCUCAAAACAUUGUGGAGACCAGUGAACCUUUUGUCAGGGGAACUAUUAUUACUCCAGUUACCUAUCUGGGCGACAUCAUAGGUCUGUGUCAGAGCCGACGUGGGAUACAGCAGAGCAUCAGGAAUAUUGACAACAACAGGAUAAUUAUGCACUACAAGUUACCCUUAAAUGAAAUUGUUGUCGAUUUUUAUGAUAUUUUGAAAUCUUUAUCAUCUGGCUAUGCAACUUUUGAUUAUGAAGAGUUGGGAUUUGAAUUAUCCUAUUUAGUUAAGCUUGAUAUCUUGCUUAAUGGUUAUGCAAUACCAGAGUUAUCCACAAUAGUCCACUCUACAAAAGCAAGGACAGAGGGGAAGCGUGUGGUUGAGAAGCUAAAAGACACUUUACCUAGACAAAUGUUUAAGAUUGCAGUGCAAGCAGCUGUUGGAGGAACUAUCUUGGCACGCGGUGACAUAAAAGCCCUGCGGAAAGAUGUUCUUGCCAAGUGUUAUGGUGGAGAUAUCACUAGAAAGAUGAAGCUACUAAGACGUCAAGCUGAAGGCAAGAAGAAGCAGAUGAAAAUGUAUGGUAAUAUCGAAGUUCCACGAGAGACUUUCAUUAAUCUACUGAAGAGAUAACUUGAAAUCUUCAUACAGUCAACUCAGAAAUACUCACAUCCUGUCCCUGAGAAGAUGCCCCUUUGUGCUGCUGCUGCUGUUUUACUUGAGCUUCAACAAGCUUUUGUAAAAAUACUGAUAAUUUUGCCAAGGCAGCAGUCAACUCCUCUGUCUUCAUUAGCUGUCGGGCUCGGUCCUGCCAGGACAUGGCUCGUUCUGUCAGGCACUGCAAGGCCUCAGCUUCUGGUAACCUGGUAGAGAAAGAAAGUUUAACUAAUAAAUGGGUUAGGUUAAAAUGUAGGAAAGAACAAUUUAAAAUAAAAUGAAAAAAAAUACUUCUUGGAAACAAAACUUCUAAAAAGAUCACUUGAGUGACUUAAGCAGAGAAGAUACAUCCUGACAACAAAUAGUGGUUGGAUUGGAAAAAUAAUGCAAAUAUUUCUUGUAUAUUGUAAAAGGUGACUAAAAGAGAAAGUAUGUCUGGAGAUCCUUUCCUGUUUUCUUUUAACAAGGAGAAAAGGUGUGUCAUCCUGCUCAGCUAACCCUCUGUUAAGGGGAAUGUACACUGGUAUACAGGAAGAUAAAUUGAGCAACAAAACAGCUAACAAUGGUAAAGAAAUCAAGCAAAGAUCCAUGAGUAAAUGUAAUCACUGUUAUUAUUAAAUUACUGCUUCACUAUGAAGCAUGGAUAAUGAGCACAGCAGUGCAUGUAUGACUUAGUCUGCCAGCACUGACUUGUUUUGCAUGAGAACAACACAUUUGCAGUACAAAAAAGAAAACAGUCAAAAGAUUUUUCCAGAAUGUAAAACACAUUUACCUUUGUCAGAUUAGUAUGAGGAAGCAUCAUCAAACAUACUUAUAUGUAACUAGUUCCUCAUCAUCACUACUCUCUAUGUGACAUGUUUAACACAUUUAUUCUUCCUGCUUUCAUCACAAGACUAACCAUGACAAACAACAAAAAUGCUUGCGUUGUGCAUAAAACGAAGAGAUAUUGGUGGACAGCAGCUCUGACAGCCAUGUGAGAAGAGUGCUGGUAUGAAACAUUUUUUAUGAUGAUGUCCCCACUCAAAGGAGUAAAGCUAUUCAUUCAAAUUAGGAAGUCAUGCAAGUGUCAGGCUACUGCCUAUGAUGCCAGAUAGCAAGGUAGACCCAAUCUCAACCCUUGUAUGAUGUGAGUAGCAACUACUCAUACAAACACAAAAGACUCAUAGCUGUCAGCUCUAACAUUAUGUAGGGACAAAGUUCAUCAUAAAAGUAUGCACCUGUAUGCCUGCUGGUCUUAUGUCUAUUAAUCCUGGUCUCUUAUCUCCUCAUCCUGCUCUUAUGACAAAGAAUAAUGAUGCAUCCACUGUUGUAGUGUAAUAUAAACAAGCAGGGCACUGGUGUCAUUAUUGUGAAAUGGUUAAACUACUGACAGUCUGCUCAUCAGGACAGUGUGAGGAAGAAAAAAAAAGGUACAUAAUGAAAUUACAUAGUAUAGAAUGGUGUGAUAUUGCAACAUUCUUAAUAAAAAUUUGUAUUAUCAA
Molecule: messenger RNA, 4120 nt
Organism: Scylla paramamosain (green mud crab)
Lineage: Eukaryota; Metazoa; Arthropoda; Malacostraca; Decapoda; Portunidae
Gene: waw
Product: translation factor Guf1, mitochondrial-like
Exons: 16
Coding region: 630-2615 (661 amino acids)
Biological process (GO): positive regulation of translation
Cellular component (GO): mitochondrion
Molecular function (GO): GTPase activity; GTP binding; mitochondrial ribosome binding
Source: RefSeq, a predicted model, not a curated record